AAUGCGGUUCAAACGCAAAGAAAGUGAGUGGUUGAGGGUGCAAGGGAGCGAAUUAUGGAAUAAUGAUGGAGGGGAGAAUAAAAUACUACUGGUCCUAAAGUUGAGUUUCGAUCAUCUGCCAUCACAUUUAAAGAGAUGCUUUGCUUUUUGUGCGGUUUUUCCGAAGAAAUUUGAAAUAUGCAAGGAAAAGUUGAUCCAUCAAUGGAUUGCCGGGGGUUUAGCUCAACGUUCUGCUCAUGAUCGGGUGUCCAAACCUGAAGACAUCGGCUCCGACUAUCUCAAUGAUCUGCUAAGGAUGUCUUUUUUGGAAGUGGUGAGUGGAUGUGGUGACAGCAGCACGACAAGGAUUAAAAUGCAUGAUCUUGCUAUAUCAGUUGCUGGUAAUGAAUUCCUCGCUGCAGGGAAGACUGAACAACAAGGGACCUUGGAACAGAGCCACUCCUUGCCAAAAGUGUGUGAUUUCUUCACAACAACUAGACAUGCUGUGGUUGAUUGCAAUUCUUCGUCCGGCCUGAUUCAUAAAGCCUUGUACAGAGCAAAGGGAUUGCGUACCCACAAUUUGUUGUCUCUAGGAGAUGCAUCGGAGAAAGCCAUCAGGAAUUUAAUUUCAAGCUUCAAGUACCUCAGAAUUUUGAAUUUGAGUGGGUUUGGCAUAAAACAUUUGCACAAAUCUGUUGGUGACUUGACAUACCCGAGAUAUCUUGAUCUCUCCAACACUCCAAUUGAAAAAUUACCAGCAUCUAUUUGUAACCUUCAAUUGCAGACACUAGAUUUAUCAAGUUGCUAUAAUCUUCAAAAGUUACCCAAAAAGACGAGAAUAAUGACCAGCCUGAGACAUCUGAAGAUAAAAAACUGUACAAGACUUGCUCGCUUGCCAGGUUUUAUUGGGAGAUUGAGAAAUCUUCAGAGCAUGCCUAUAUUUAUAGCUGGCAAAACAUGGGAGGAAGGCAUAUUGCAGUUACUAGAGCUACAAAAUCUUCCAGGUGAACUGAAAAUAAAACACCUCGAGAAUGUAGAACGUCGCCAUGUUGCAAGAACAUGUUUAAUUUCAGAAGAUCUUCCUGGGAAUAGACGUGACUAUUGUUUGGAAAAUAUGCAACUUAACUCGUUGGGAUUGUCAUGGGGAGAUGCUGAUGAACAUAAGCUGAGUGUUAGCAUGAGGGGACCAAGAAGCCAAACUGGACAUCAUAGUGUUGAAACUGCAAGGAUUUUACUUGAUUCAACAUUGAAGCCAAACUCCAGGAUAAAGAAGUUGUUUGUGAAUGGCUAUCCAGGAACUGAGUUUCCAAAUUGGAUGAACACAGCCGCCCUCUGCAAUCUGAUACAACUUGAGUUAGCCAACUGCACAAAUAGUGAAAGCCUCCCCACGCUUGGGGAAUUGCCGCUGCUGAAAGUUCUCCGUAUCCAAGGAAUGGAUUCUGUAGUGAACAUCGGCAAUGAGUUCUUUGGUGGCAUGAGAGCUUUUUCAUCAUUGACCGAGUUCUCUCUCAAAGAUUUUCCCAAGUUGGAAACCUGGAGCACCAAUCCGGUGGAAGCAUUCACUUGCUUGAACAAAUUAACUAUCAUCAACUGCCCAGUUUUGAUCACCAUGCCAUGGAUCUCUUCAACAUGUAGAGAUCAGAAACUGCCACCCAGUGAUGCUACGGUCAGUAGCACAGCUACGAUCAAUCUCCACUCUCAUUAUUGGCAAUUCUCCGGAGUUACUCUAUAUACCAAAAGCACUCAUAGAAAACAACUUGCUUCUCUCGUCUUUGACAAUUUCCUCCUGUCCCAAACUUCGUUCAUUGCCUGCAAAUGUUGGGCAACUCCAGAACUUGAAGUUUCUAAAAAUAGGCUGGUUUCAGGAGCUACACUCUUUGCCACAUGGUUUGACAAAUCUGACUUCUCUGGAGUCCUUGGAGAUUAUUGAGUGUCCUAAUUUAGUCUCCCUGCCAGAGCAAAGCCUAGAAGGAUUGAGUUCGCUGCGAUCACUCUCCAUUGAGAAUUGUCACAGCUUAACUUCUCUGCCGAGUCGGAUGCAACAUGCCACAGCCCUUGAACGCCUAACUAUUAUGUAUUGUUCAAAUCUGGUGUCUUUGCCAAUUGGCUUGCAACAUCUCUCUGCACUUAAAAGUCUAAGCAUUUUAAGCUGCACAGGGCUGGCAUCUCUGCCUGAGGGACUACAAUUUAUUACAACAUUGCAAAACCUGGAAUUUCACGACUGUCCAGAAGUCAUGGAAUUACCAGCAUGGGUGGAGAACCUGGUUUCACUUCGAUCUUUGACAAUCUCAGAUUGCCAAAACAUCUGUCCUGAACUCGAAAAACGAUGUCAGAGAGGGAACGGAGUGGAUUGGCAAAAAAUAUCUCACACACCGUAUAUUUAUGUUGGAUCAUCAACAUUGCAGCAGAGACGUGACACCUGCUAGCAGCUCUUCAACUUCAUAGGCACACCUCUUCCAGGUCCGAAACCAUUGAAAGGAUGCUCUUUAUCCAAAGCACCAAGAAUCCGUCCCACAAGGGGGUACUCUGCUCUGUCAUUUACUUGUAUUUGUAAAAUACAAAAUAAGG
Molecule: messenger RNA, 2547 nt
Organism: Populus trichocarpa (black cottonwood)
Lineage: Eukaryota; Viridiplantae; Streptophyta; Magnoliopsida; Malpighiales; Salicaceae
Product: putative disease resistance protein RGA3
Exons: 2
Coding region: 2-1909 (635 amino acids)
Biological process (GO): defense response to other organism
Source: RefSeq, a predicted model, not a curated record